ACAAAGGAUGAAAAUAGUCACAUGAUCUAUUGCUAUAAAUACUAAAAACCCGCCGUCUUUCUGCAUAGACGCAACUAACGACGAAGAGAAAUUAGAGCUCAUUACACAAGAAAACUAUAAUAUAAGAAUUGACAAUGCAGAUCUUUGUUAAAACACUUACUGGUAAAACCAUCACCCUAGAGGUUGAACCAUCAGAUACCAUUGAGAAUGUCAAAGCUAAGAUUCAAGACAAAGAAGGUAUCCCACCAGAUCAACAGAGAUUAAUCUUUGCAGGAAAACAACUUGAAGAUGGCAGAACACUGUCCGACUACAACAUUCAAAAGGAGUCAACACUCCAUCUUGUGCUCCGUCUGAGAGGAGGUAUGCAGAUUUUUGUCAAAACGCUAACUGGCAAAACCAUCACCCUAGAGGUUGAACCAUCAGAUACCAUUGAGAAUGUCAAAGCUAAGAUUCAAGACAAAGAAGGUAUCCCACCAGAUCAACAGAGAUUAAUCUUUGCAGGAAAACAACUUGAAGAUGGCCGAACCCUAUCAGAUUACAACAUUCAAAAGGAGUCAACACUCCAUCUUGUGCUCCGUCUGAGAGGAGGUAUGCAGAUUUUUGUCAAAACACUAACUGGCAAAACAAUCACCUUAGAGGUUGAACCAUCAGAUACCAUUGAGAAUGUCAAAGCUAAGAUUCAAGACAAAGAAGGUAUCCCACCAGAUCAACAGAGAUUAAUCUUUGCAGGAAAACAACUUGAAGAUGGCCGAACACUGUCAGACUACAACAUUCAAAAGGAGUCAACACUCCAUCUUGUGCUCCGUCUGAGAGGAGGUAUGCAGAUUUUUGUCAAAACACUAACUGGCAAAACAAUCACCUUAGAGGUUGAACCAUCAGAUACCAUUGAGAAUGUCAAAGCUAAGAUUCAAGACAAAGAAGGUAUCCCACCAGAUCAACAGAGAUUAAUCUUCACAGGAAAACAACUUGAAGAUGGCCGAACCCUAUCAGAUUACAACAUUCAAAAGGAGUCAACACUCCAUCUUGUGCUCCGUCUGAGAGGAGGUAUGCAGAUUUUUGUCAAAACAUUAACUGGUAAAACAAUCACUCUAGAGGUUGAACCAUCAGAUACCAUUGAGAAUGUCAAAGCUAAGAUUCAAGACAAAGAAGGUAUCCCACCAGAUCAACAGAGAUUAAUCUUCGCAGGAAAACAACUUGAAGAUGGCAGAACACUGUCAGACUACAACAUUCAAAAGGAGUCAACACUCCAUCUUGUGCUCCGUCUGAGAGGAGGUAUGCAGAUUUUUGUCAAAACGCUAACUGGCAAAACCAUCACCCUAGAGGUUGAACCAUCAGAUACCAUUGAGAAUGUCAAAGCUAAGAUUCAAGACAAAGAAGGUAUCCCACCAGAUCAACAGAGAUUAAUCUUUGCAGGAAAACAACUUGAAGAUGGCCGAACACUGUCAGACUACAACAUUCAAAAGGAGUCAACACUCCAUCUUGUGCUCCGUCUGAGAGGAGGUAUGCAGAUUUUUGUCAAAACACUAACUGGCAAAACAAUCACCUUAGAGGUUGAACCAUCAGAUACCAUUGAGAAUGUCAAAGCUAAGAUUCAAGACAAAGAAGGUAUCCCACCAGAUCAACAGAGAUUAAUCUUCGCAGGAAAACAACUUGAAGAUGGCCGAACCCUAUCAGAUUACAACAUUCAAAAGGAGUCAACACUCCAUCUUGUGCUCCGUCUGAGAGGAGGUAUGCAGAUUUUUGUCAAAACAUUAACUGGUAAAACAAUCACUCUAGAGGUUGAACCAUCAGAUACCAUUGAGAAUGUCAAAGCUAAGAUUCAAGACAAAGAAGGUAUCCCACCAGAUCAACAGAGAUUAAUCUUUGCAGGAAAACAACUUGAAGAUGGAAGGACACUGUCUGAUUACAACAUUCAAAAAGAAUCCACACUCCAUCUGGUAUUGCGUCUACGUGGUGGAAAUUAAACUGAACAAACAUUUUACCUUUUAAACGUAACACUUACAAGAAAGAAACUUUUGUGCAAUUGAUCAAUAAAGUUAACUACACUAUA
Messenger RNA from Mytilus trossulus (common blue mussel), 2050 nucleotides. Its product is annotated as polyubiquitin-C-like. Gene Ontology annotation, cellular component: cytoplasm; nucleus. The record is from RefSeq and is a predicted model, not a curated record. The transcript is spliced from 2 exons. Gene Ontology annotation, biological process: protein ubiquitination; modification-dependent protein catabolic process. Lineage: Eukaryota; Metazoa; Mollusca; Bivalvia; Mytilida; Mytilidae. Gene Ontology annotation, molecular function: ubiquitin protein ligase binding; RNA binding; protein tag activity. The coding region runs from base 135 to 1964 and encodes 609 amino acids.